This is a messenger RNA of Tinamus guttatus (white-throated tinamou), 630 nucleotides long. It is a transcript of the gene ATPSCKMT, whose product is annotated as ATP synthase c subunit lysine N-methyltransferase. Gene Ontology annotation, biological process: peptidyl-lysine trimethylation; positive regulation of proton-transporting ATP synthase activity, rotational mechanism; regulation of mitochondrial ATP synthesis coupled proton transport. Gene Ontology annotation, molecular function: protein-lysine N-methyltransferase activity. Lineage: Eukaryota; Metazoa; Chordata; Aves; Tinamiformes; Tinamidae. The record is from RefSeq and is a predicted model, not a curated record. Gene Ontology annotation, cellular component: mitochondrion.
AUGCGGCAGGCGCCCCAAGGCGACGAGGACACCUCGGCCCAGCGGCGCGCGUGGGGGCUGCUCGCAGCCGGUGGCCUCGGCGCCAGCCUGCUGGCCCUGCACGCCGUGGUGACACCCUUCGUGAUGCCCGCGCUGAGGAGGGUCUGCCUGCCCUUCGUCCCCGCCACCUCGGCCCAGAUCGAAAACGUCCUCGAGAUGCUGCGGGGCAGGAGAGGCCCUCUGGUUGACAUUGGUAGCGGCGAUGGCCGUAUUGUGAUAGCUGCUGCAAAAAGGGGAUUUAAAGCUGUUGGUUAUGAAUUAAAUCCCUGGUUGGUCUGGUACUCCAGAUACCGUGCCUGGAGGGAUGGGGUGCAUCAGAAUGCCAAAUUUUAUAUUUCAGACUUAUGGAAGGUAUCUUUUUCCCAUUACACAAAUGUUGUAAUUUUUGGGGUACCUCAAAUGAUGCCACAGUUGGAGAAGAAGCUGGAAGAAGAACUUCAGCAUAAUGCCAGAGUUAUUGCCUGUCGUUUUCCUUUCCCUUGCUGGAUCCCAGAUCAUACUACUGGAGAGGGAAUAGACACUGUGUGGGCCUAUGAUUUGAAAACCUCAAUGGGUGUGAAACAGAAUGCUUAGAAAUGACACCAAGGACAG